This is a messenger RNA of Rattus rattus (black rat), 5810 nucleotides long. RefSeq names its product KIAA1671 ortholog. NCBI's taxonomy places the organism in Eukaryota, Metazoa, Chordata, Mammalia, Rodentia, Muridae. The transcript is spliced from 13 exons. The record is from RefSeq and is a predicted model, not a curated record. The coding region runs from base 470 to 5794 and encodes 1774 amino acids.
UUGAGGGCUGAGUAGGAGGUAGGGCAGAGGCAAGGCCUAACUUGGUCCUGCCCAGAGUGUAGGGCGUGUUGAGCGAAUAAAAGACCUUUACACCCCCCUCUUCUACAUUGGAAGCCUUGGGACUGAGGGGACCAGAUCCCUGCCUGGAGGCAUAGGUUCCUGCACAUAACAGCUUCAGAUUGCGGGAGUGUGGAUUAAGGCCUGCUGCUUCUCUCGGAACUUGAUGGAUGUUUGGAGACAGUGAAGCAAAAUUGCCGAGAAGCACCAGAGCCCUGCAGAGACAGCCUGUGGGCACAGCCGCCUUCUUCCCCAUGCUUCUGCUAUGAGCUUGAGUGGAUAGCCCAUUCGCCAUGAGCCGUGACCCCACUGGUGUUCCCAUGUGGCCCCGUGGCCCUCGUCCAGGACCUGUCAGCUUAGUUGCUUCUCCGUUUCUGAUGUGCUUAAUCCUCAUGGAGCUGCAUUCGUAACCAUGGCAACUCGGGUCGAAGUUGGCUCUAUCGCAUCCCUGAGGGCGGGGCCCGCCGGCCUUGGUGACAUCGGUAGGGAGGAAACCCUGAAGAGGACCUACUUUUGCCAGGCUGGGGACCUCCCUGGGGCGUCCUCCACCAGGAUCCGAAGUGCAAAGAACCCCCUCGAGGCCCACCUGUUCCCACUACCCAUUGCGCCCAAGCCUUUCCUUAAGGACCAGGUGCCCGAGAGGAAGGCUUCUGUCAAAUCCUCGUGGUCCCGUGGUGCCACCCAGCCCCGUCCUUCAGCCCAGGCCGCCAAGGAGGAAGCGAAAGAGGACUUGGCUAAAACAAUGCCAAGCUUAGCUGGUGAGGGGGCAGACCGAGGGGAGGCCCUGCAGAAUGGCCCGUCUGUACCUAACAAAGCCACGUUCCUGAGGUCUGGCCCUAGCACCAUGGGCCUCUUUGAAACAACCAAAGCUGGACCCGGCCCGGGCAAAGGGACUGGUGAGGGGAGCCGGGAGGCCAGCCCUCGGGCAACCCAGACGUCUCCCUUAAGUGCCAGGCCUGAGGUGGCCACCAAGCCAGUCCUACCCUCUCGGAAGCCCCCAGUGACUCUGCCCCGACCAACCUCCCUGUCGCAGGACACUGGGUCUGCUAUUUCUCAGGGGGAGGCAGGCCGAGCCCAACCAUUGCCAAAGGCCCACAGCGUGGAGGAUCCCGCUGACCAGGCUCCAGAGGCCAAGCCUGUGAGGAGACGGCCUAUGUCAGCGGUGUUCACCGAGUACCUGCAGCCCCUAAAGCCAGGCUCGGGGGGAGUGGCAGUCAUGGGCAAAGUCCCCCCUACACCUCCCGAGAAGACGUGGGUGAGGAAGCCCCGGCCUUUGUCUGUGGACCUAACUUCCAUCUUUGAGAGUGGAGACAUGUUGCUGAGGAAGGUGACUAGGGAGCAGAGCACUGCAGACCGCCAGGGCCCAGAGAGGCCAGGCGUGGAGCCCAGGGGCAAUGUGGAGAGCCCUACCCGCGUGGAUGGCACCCCUCAGGACCCUGAUGCGGAAUUCCAGGAGCUGUCAAAGAGGCUCCAUGCACGGAAGGAGAAGAUGGUCCUUAAGCAAACAGACACAGACAGUCCCAGGGCUCCAAGGGCCAGGGCCACCCCUGGAGAUGAUCAGAGUCCCCAGCAAGAGGAAGCCAUGCCAGACCAGCAAUGGGAGAAGGUGCAGGAGUCCCCUUCACCCAGACCUGAAAGAGGGCUGGGGCUGACAGAGGUCAAGGGUGAAAGGCUCGACCAGGAGGCUUCUGCCCGGACGGAGAGGAAGCCUGCAGGAAGUGUCAGGAAGCGCCUCAGUCUGUUUGGGGAAGACAGCGCAGUGGCCUUGGCAGUGGUACCUGAGCCCAGCUCUGUGACCCCGGAGUCCCCGUCCUCAGCGUCCACAGCGUCCACAGUGUCCACAGCGUCCAUAGUGUCGACAGCGUCCACAGUGCCAGGGCUUUCAAGAGCUGGUGUGAACGUUCAGGCGCGAAUCAAAGGCUGGUCUGUGGAGAGAGCAGGGGAGGAGAAGCCAGAGGUCUGGAGAAGGGCCUCCCAGGCUCGGCCAUUGCCUGCGGAUUUGACCAAACCGUUCUCGAGGUCGGCUUCGAGCAAUGAGAUUGGGUACGAGAAGUGUGCCACGCUGGGCGGCGAGCUCCCCGGGGAGAGGAGAGAAAAGCUUAAGGAAAAGCUUGGUUUGGAUAGACCCUCUGCCACAAAAAGUCCUUGGAAGUCUGAGGUUUCCCAGAAGUCUAGGCAGACAGAGCUCAAAGAUGCCUCCGACCAGGACCCUGAUAGGUGUUGGAGUGCUCGCUCGGUGGGAGGCGCGAGCCCUUCUGAAGUCAGUCCGGAGGAUGACGGAAGCUUCCAGAAGGUGUGGGCCACAGUGUUUGAGCAUCACGUGGAGAGACACACAGUGGCCGACCAGGCAGGCUGUUGUCUCUCCGCCACACCCCCUUGCGAUGUGGCCCACACGCCGGAUCCCAGACCGAAGCCUGAGAAUUGGCCAGGGAAGGAGCCACCAGGAGUCACAGACGAGAGAGACCGCUCCAGGUGGUCGGACCGUGCUGACCUGGGGAUGCUGGGACGGGCUGCCCUUGUCGAUGUUGCACUGAGACCGUAUCCCACACCUGUCCCCGGGAGACACCCCGUGGAAGAGAGGCACAGCCGCUCUGUCCCGAGGCAUUUAGAAAGUCCCCCUGUGUCCCAGAGGGUUCAGCCUAAGUAUGACGUCAUGCAUGCCUCAGGAGAGCGGGCACAUAGCGAAGCAGUGUCCAGGGUGCCUGAGGAGAAGGCGGUGACCCUGCACAGCGGCAGAUCUCGGCUCUCGCUGCCGGCUCGGCAGCUGUCCCAGGAGGUCAACCCUUCUUACCUGGACUCUUCUCUGCAGGGUAGUGGGGGUGCCGUUCAAAGGGCAAGUCAGUUAUGGGAAGCUAGGGGCAAGGAAGGCAGCAGAUCAAAGCAGCCAGGGGAUGGAUUUGGGGGCUCUUGCCAAUCGCCCAAAUGGACAGGAGUGGGGGUGACAAGCUGGCACAGCAGCGCUGUGGUCAGCAAAGAUCUUGGUACUGCCCAAAGGGGUCAGUCCUGGAGUGUCUUUUCAGAUCUUCCAUCCAGGGCCAGCAUUGAGCCCCGUGACUCCCAAGUACAGGCAGGGACCGACUCAUUGUCCCCGCAGAAGGGACCCCUCGUGGUCGCCAGUGAGGAUAACCCAAGGCUGGCCCAGGUGGCCCAGCCUGAAGUCAGAAUGCGGAGGUCCAACCCUUCAGAGCCGAGGGUGGAUAGGUUGAGGCGACGGACUUUGCCCCAUGAUGUGAAGUUCGAUCCAUUCAGCCUCCUUGGGCCAGAGAGCGCUUCCGAAAGGCAGCAGCGACCAGCAGAUGGUCUGACCUUCCCAACCUGUGCCUUAAAGAGACCCCACCAGCAGGCACAAACUCAGGGGGGGACACCGGAUGCCUCACAAGGCAGGACUUUCCUGGUGGAGAAGCCGGGGCCAUCUGCAGAGCCCGCUGCGACUUUUUUCGCGGUGACUUACCAGGUUCCUGACAUUCAGAAGGCCAAGAGUGUGGUUAAGCCGGGGCCUGAAAACGUGUCGGAACCUUCCAGAAAAACGCCUCCACCUCCUUCACCUCGCUCUGUUGUGUCUGCGUUGCCUUCUCCUGGCCGUGAGGAGCCGUGGUCUCCCGCCAGCAGUAAGGGCUACGCUAAGGGGAGAGAGUAUGAAGAAGUAAGGAACCUUUCAAAACACCCCAAGUCCGCAGACCAGCCGGCGUCUGCAGGGGACAGGACUCUGGAUCCUUCCAGGGAGAGAAUCAUUGAUGUGGAUGCUCUGAGGUUUCAUCGAGAGUCAGAAGACGAUGCCGUGAAGUAUCGCAAUCUCGGGGCAUCCUCAGGCGAAGAUGCCUCACAGACACCCCUGGUCCUGAGGCGGCCCAAAAGUCUCCUGAUGAGGAGGAGAACAGAGGUGAUCAGCGAAACGUUCCCAGGGAAGAUGAGGGAUGGCUACAGAUCCAGUGUUCUUGACCUUGAUUCUCUGAUGGCUGAGUACAAGGAACAGUUGAGCAGGAGUCCCAGCAAGGCCCAGGAAUGGCAGGACAGCCCUACAGAGCCCAGUGGCUCUCCUCAGGAGAGGUCAGGUUGGCCCAAGGAGGCGGAGUGGAGAAGGAGGAGCCUGAAGGAGGCUUCUCAGUCAGACGGUGUCGGUGUCGGGCAACAAGCAGGGCCCUCUGUGAAAGUUCUCCACUCUCCUGGCCCCAGCAAGCAGCCAGAGGAACCCCUAGGGGUAGCCAUGGCCACCAAGUCUGGCCUGCCACUGUGGGCACCACCACAGUCAGCUUCUGGGGAAAACUGUCCCUCACCUUCUUCCGUUCCUGCUGGCUCCAGGAGGAAAUCUCCAGGCAUCGCUGAGUUGGAAAGCAAGCCCUCCUCCAGUGAGCACCAGGGUACAAAGCAUAGGCAAGGUUCAGUCAAGUCCCAGGAGCUAGGCAGCGGGGACCCUGUCUCCCCCAGGUCACCCCCCUCUGACCGGAAGAAAGGGACUCCAAGGAGGUCCACUGUUCAGGGAGUGGAAGGCAAUGGGAUACAGUGGGGAACCCCCCCACGUGAUUCUGUUUGGUCACCGAUGGACAUCAAGAGGGCCUGCUCGGAGAAGGGGCCCCCGGCCAGGGUCCGGGAGGGCCUGUCCAUCAUGCAGGAUGCCAGGGAGCGGAGAGAAGAGUCCAGAGGGAAGCCUGACCUCCCCGCCGAGACUCCCAAGGUCGCUGAGGGACCCUGUCAGAGGGAUACGAGGAGGCUGGAAGGCCCUAAGCUGCCUCUGCAGAAUCUGGAGCGGAGGGAUGGCCGACAGGAUGGCCAGCAGCCUCUUGGGCAGGUGUCCCCCGUUGCCUCCGUCCCCCGGCGAAGCCACAGCUUUUGCAAGGACAAGAGGAAUAGUCUCCUCGUGAACCAGCUGAAGCAGUGUUUCUCCCGGCGGGCACCCGAGGCCAAGGACACUGACACCCUCGUGCAGGAAGCCGACAGCCAGUAUGGGACCUGGGCAGCCCAGCACCAGAACGGGGGCAGUUUUGGCCCGGAGACCCCUUCUCCUGACAGCAGUGCUGCGUCUGCGGGAAAGCAGCCUCCAGGCAGUCACUUGUCCUCGUACACCGAGUCCACGUCGGUGGAGCAACAUGACAGCUCCAGGGAUCGGCGCAGCUCCAGCGUGGACCGCUCCAGUUCUGAGCUGGAGUCCACAGAUGGCCCAGAGGGACCACCUCCGUCAGACGUCUGUCCUGCAGAGGGAGAGGAUGAUUUCUCCUUCAUCCAUCAAACCUCAGUCCUUGACUCCAGUGCCCUCAAGACGCGGGUGCAGCUGAGUAAGCGAAGCCGUCGCCGGGCGCCCAUCUCGCACUCGCUCCGGCGCAGCCAGUUCAGCGAGUCUGAGAGCCGGUCCCCUCUGGAGGAGGAGUCACACAGCGCGUGGAUGUUCAAGGACUCCACAGAAGAGAAGUCACCCAGGAGGGAUGAAUCCGAUGAAGAGCCUCCCAGGGUGGAGAGGACCCCUGUUGGCCACCCUCAGAGGAUGCCUGUGUUUCCAGGCAUGGACCCAGCUGUGCUGAAGGCUCAGCUGCCCAAGAGAUCAGAAGUGGACAGUCCUGGAGAGUCUCUAAGCUGGACACCCCAGCCCAAGACCCCUAAGUCGCCCUUCCAGCCUGGGGUGCUGGGCAGUCGGGUGCUGCCUUCCAGUGCAGAGAGAGAGGAGAGGUCUGAGGAGCGCUCACCCCAGUGGCUAAAGGAACUGAAAUCCAAGAAGAGGCAGAGCCUGUAUGAGAAUCAAGCUUGACCGGACAGAAGAUCAG